Mytilinidion resinicola is the source of this 1865-nucleotide messenger RNA. RefSeq lists its product as uncharacterized. The record is from RefSeq and is a predicted model, not a curated record. The transcript has 7 exons. NCBI's taxonomy places the organism in Eukaryota, Fungi, Ascomycota, Dothideomycetes, Mytilinidiales, Mytilinidiaceae. The coding region runs from base 1 to 1689 and encodes 562 amino acids.
AUGGACUUGUGGUCAGAUUUUGGUCAGGACUUCCAUCUAAAUCGCCCGCCGCUUUCACUUCCUAGUCAGACACCGCCUAGUUUCACAGCGGUCAUCAACGUCAAGCUUCAACAACAUGAAUACGGCGAUGGACCACAUCAGAGUGAAUGCAGCAGCUUUCUUUCUGUCACAGCUGGCAUGAUACGGACUUUCCGCCGGCAGGAUCAGCUGCGAGCACGACUCAGACCUUCAAACCAUUUUCUUUCACUACUCCACGCCAAGUGGUCUAUCGAAGUCCGCCCUGCAGUAGCGAACCCAAGGGGGCGGCUCGAUCACUUACUGGGUGCAGUAGUCGGUCCAUUGCUGGGGAACCCGUGUCCCACCUGCCCCUCGAUCUUCAGAGGAGGCGCUAGAACUAUAUGUCAAAACACGGCACACGAAACCCCAUGGGCAUUGAGCCUUGACUCGGACCCUGGACUUAGAGUUAUCAUGGCCACCAUGAGGUUAUUUGUUUCCAACCCCCUCCUUAUCGUCUCGUCUCUUCGCUUUCCUUGUUUAACUCAGCAUGGGGGACCUCGGGGCAUGGGCCCGACGGUUGUCGCCGUCACCCUCUUGGAAAUGUUCCUGGCCCUUGCCUUCGUCGUGGCAAGGACAUGGGCACGUAUAAAGCUGUUUUCUGGCAUGCGAGCGGACGGUUACUGGCUACUUCGUAUGGGCAGUGAUGCUUUUACAGCGGUAGCCAUCGCGGGGGCAUAUCGAGGCUUAGGCCAACGCAACGACAAAUUGACAGACGUGGAAGAGAUUAAGAAGCUAUCUAAGCUAUUUUUCACCUACGCCGGCAUCUUCCCAAUAUCGAUCGCCACCAGCAAAGCUGCCGUUGCAACCUUCCUACUCAUAAUUUUGGUAAAGAAGAAACACAAAAUAAUACUCUACACGUCUAUGUCAAUAAUCGCCCUUCUAUGUCUGCUAGAAUUCAUCGGCCUAUUUAUCCAAUGUUUCCCCGUCUACUCAAACUGGAACCCUUUCAUAACAGACAAAGUCUGCAAAUUCAACGUAACCGCCGUCGGCUACACCCUCGCAGGCUACAGCACCUUCCUCGACUUCUUCCUCGCCGCGCUCCCCUGGUUCUUCCUCCGCAGCCUCCAAAUCAAGCGCCGUGAACGCCUCACCAUCAACAUCUCCCUCAGCGCCGGCGUUUUCGCCGGCAUCUGUGGCAUCAUUCGGCUCCAGCAACUCGUCGCACUCGAAGCCGCCACCGACCGCAACUACCAGUUCGCCGCCACUGUGAUCUGGAGCAGCACCGAGUUCACCGUCUCCAUAAUCUGCACCUGCUUCCCCGCCACGCGCACCCUGUACCGCCGUUACGUCAAGUGCCUCACGUCGUCCACGGGCGAUAGCACUACGAGCCGCUCGGGGAGCCGGCGUGCGCGGAAUACGGGGAACAUGUACACGCUGAAUGAUAGGAGUGUGAAUGGGAACGGGGUGACGGUUACGGGGGGCGCGACGAGUAUGGGGGGCGGGAUUGGGGGGGUCGGGGGAAGGAACAAGGCGAAUGGGAGCGAUGAGAGUAUUCUCGGGGAUGAGUUUAGGAUGCAGAAUGUGCAUGGUAUUAAGCAGACGACGAAUGUGGUGGUGGAGUUUGAGGACUGGGAUGGGGAUACUCGGAAGGUGAAAGAUGGGGAGACGGAUAAGAGUGUUGAGGUGGUGUAGUUCGUAAGAAGUCAGGAUCGAAUAACGUACUGGAAAAGGCGGACUAUUAGGUUGGAUUGGUGGGAAGCAUUUGGGUAUAUAUGCGGGUUUUCUUUGGUUUGGGAUAGAUACCAUGGAUAAUUAGGGAGUACAAUGCGUCCAUGAAUACAUGUUUCUAGAAUGUGUUGUAAAGACAG